Molecule: messenger RNA, 3607 nt
Organism: Strigops habroptila (Kakapo)
Lineage: Eukaryota; Metazoa; Chordata; Aves; Psittaciformes; Psittacidae
Gene: APOLD1
Product: apolipoprotein L domain containing 1
Exons: 2
Coding region: 857-1741 (294 amino acids)
Biological process (GO): lipoprotein metabolic process; lipid transport
Cellular component (GO): extracellular region; membrane
Molecular function (GO): lipid binding
Source: RefSeq, a predicted model, not a curated record
UUUGUCUUUGGAGAGGUCGGCUGGAAACUAAAGAGCAGAGAUCGCCUACUACUGAAAACAUGAAGAUUCAUCCUCUAGAAGGGAAGACACUCUCCUGCUAUCUCGCCAGGGGAGUUUGCAAUAGUUUUCAAGCCUUUUGUAUUCACAGGCCCCUGUAUUUCCCCUGUUCGCCCGUUCCCAAGGGAGUGCACACGGAAAGUGGGCUCACUUUUCUGAUGUGACCUUCAUGAACCUUUUAAACAAGGUCUCCUUGCCACUGUCGCUAGGGAUCCACCACCACCAGUUGGACUAAGCACCACAGAACAAUGGUUCCCAUCUUUGUCCAGACCCUGAUGCCAAGUUACAAUAGGAAAAAAAUGCUGCAGGACCUAGAGUUGCUUAGGCUUAAAGAAAGGAAGGAUGUUCACAAUACCCAUGUGGGACAUCAAUGAGCUUCUCACCUCCUAGAUGGAAAAGCCAGACCUUGACUCCCCUCAGCAGCUUCCCUCUAUCCUCCUUUAAUGGGAAAUGACCCCUAAAUAGCAACCUGGGAUGGGUGGCUUUCGCCUCCUUGGAGCCUGGCCUUUCUUGUGAAAGAUGCCCUUGAAUACUGCAGAUCCUGUGAAUACCAUCAUGGGGACAAUACAAUAGUUCUGGCAGCAUUACUGCUCUGGGCGCUGAGCCACUUAAUCUCAAAGGAAUUUCUGUCCCCAGGGUUGGAGGUGUCUUCAUAGAGGUAAUUACAACAGCACCUCUGACCCCAGCCUUUAAGAUAUUUUAGUCUUCUCAGGGAACAAGAAAAACAGUGGAAUAUGGUAAUUACAUGUACACGUGUGUACGUGCACGUGUGUGUAUGUGAGUGCGUACAUGUGUGUAGAUGGCAAACCUUUCAUGUAGGUGGGUGAAGCAAAGGAAAAACUGGCUGGAUGCCAUCCCUGAAAUGGUGGUUCACACUGAGCGUGUCUCAUGGAGUUUUUAUCAUAAAUCUCAACCCAGCCUUUUCUGCUUCUGGACAGGGGCCAUGGAGAGAAACGGUGCUGCCUUUCCCCAAACGCUAGACCCCACGCACGACUUCCACAUUGCACUGCUAGAUCAGAGACAGAGGCUGCGUGGCCAAAUUGCUCACCUUCACAAGGCGGCUCGUAAACUCAGCAAGCUCCGCAAAAGGUCCCUGAUUGCCAAUGUCAGCGGGAGCACCCUGACUGCUGCGGGAGCAGUCACAGCCAUUGUGGGGCUGUCCCUCAGCCCAGCAACGCUGGGAGCCUCUCUCCUGGUGUCAGCUGUGGGCCUGGGUCUGGCCACAGCCGGGGGGGCUGUCAGCAUCACCUCCGAUCUCUCCUUAGUGCUUUGCAAUUCCCGGGAAGUGAGGAAGGUGCAGGAAAUCGCUAUGACUUGUCGGAAACAGAUGAGGGAAAUCCUUGGCUGCCUGGAGUUCCUCCGCCGGGGGCAAGGCCCAGGGGACCCCACACUGCGCCAGUCAGAGAAGAGAGCCUCCAUCUCACUGUACAACUCCGUCUGCUUCAUGGUCUUCUGCGGCUCCCACAGCUUCCUCGUGCCAGACUACACAAAGGAGGUCACAAAAGUGAGCCAGGCAGUGCUGAAGGCCAAAAUCCAGAAGUUGGCUGCCAACCUCGAGACCUGCACUAGGGCAAUGGAUGAAGUCUGUGAACUUCUUGAGUCCAGGACAGAGCUUUCCCAACACACUAGAAGACCCAACUUGGGUGCUAAAAUGACUACUGAGAUCCUAAGACCAUCCAGCUGAAACAGUGUUUGCCCUAUAACUAAAACCAGGCUUGGAGACAUUACAUUAUUAAUUGUCACCAUUAGCAGCAAUAGCUACCUGUUGCUAUUGUAAUAUUGGUGGUGCUAAUCCACACAGGUGCACACAUCUCUCAUGUGCCUUAUCUAUAUCGGAACACAAACUCCUUCCUGAUAGGAAGCUAAAGCUUCCACACACACACCACCAACUGACAGUAGCCACCUGAUUCAGGUUGGAGGUUAUGAUGGACUGUUGUGUACACAGCAGCAGAUCCCAGAGCCUGAAGGCAGGGGCAAGUGGCCGUUCCUCAGGUCCAUGUUGCCCCAGCCAUCUGCCCGGCUCUGCCCCCACCAGGCAGCAAAAAGUAGUGUGUUAGGAGGCUGAUGAAAUCCCUGCAGUCCCGGUGCUGACUGAACCUGGUUUGUAAAUAACUUACGAAUCUAUGAAUGGUAAAAGGGCUGAGGUACACUCAAAGAGCCAGCAGCUGCCAAUUCCUCAUUGAGUACUGUCCUGUUACCAAGGUACAUUUGGAAACGCUGUUGAAGGAAGCAGCUCCAGAUAUGAUAGACUGUAUGGAUAGCUCAUCACCCCCAGGUGAAAUAGCAGGGUCAGAAAUUGUUAUCCCUUUUGAAGAAACCUCUGCAGGCUGAGAACUGUGAUGUCUGUGUUCUAUUUAUUUACAUAGGAUUAUUUUAAGGUUUUGAUAUUGUAUUUAAAGAUGUAUAUUUUUUUUUUUUUUCUUUUAAAAAGGUGGCCUCUGCUCCAAAGGAAAGCAACUGUUCUUAGAGGCAAAGCAAGUCUGUGGCAUGUGAGAGCAAGUUACCUGUUCUUUGGCUGUGAGGGAGGGCAAGCCCCUGUAGAAAAGAAAAGCAUGGCUGGAAUGCUGGUAACUAUAAAAUAGGUGAAACACGGUCAAACAGUGAUGACAGAUCUUAUAAACCAAAGCAGGAGAAGGACAAGUCAGUGACCCGGGGACCAGAGCCUGCCUCAGGGCACUGGUAGAAGAAAGCAGUUAUACCUCUUGCAGCAGGAAGGGAAAUGUAAGUUGGUGCUACUGGUCUGAGCUGGAGCCCAGCUGUGAUGGAAGCGCAUCUGAGAGGUGGAGGUGCCGCUCUCCCUGCAGUCAAGCAGCCUAUGAGACCCACAGUGGUUUGUCUGAGGGAGGAGGCAGCGCUCAUGGAGAGCUACGUAUACUCAUAGCAGGGAAAGGCUUCCUUUGUCCCAGGGAAGGCUUCAUGUUAGCAAAAUAUAUAUUGGUACUAGUACUCAAGAGGGGUGCAGGGGAAUAGGAUGAUUCAGUGGCAGAACACUUAGGAGAAAGGGCUGGGACCCUCUUCCAAGUGACUGUUCUGCUAGAUAUGUCCUUCAUGAUCUUUGACCCCUCAGUGCCUCAAUUCUCUGCCUAAAAAAUGGGAUAGUAGCACUUCCCUACCUCACAAGGAUGUUUCUGGGACAAAUAUUGAAAAAUGCUCAAAUACUCUGAUCAUGGGAAUCACGUCAGCACCUGGAAGAGGUACAAGGAAGAGGCCCCAGAAACUAGAGACAACUAGAGGAGUUAAUGCAGGGAUAAUCCCACCUUCGCAAGUAGCCUCAGUGGAUAAGUGAAACUUCCCUGCAGAUGCAUAUAUCAAAAUGAUUAGAAAAACCCACACUGUAAUUCUGUAACACUGAGCAAACUCUGGGGAAGGGCAACACUUCAGCUCACAAAGCUCGAAUCCUUGUCCUUUUUGUCUCUUCCUUUCAUGACAUCAACAUUUGUUUUUUCACGUAAGAACAAAAGCCUUGGUCCCUCAGUGUGACUCUGUAAUGCCCGUGUCUGUUUACCAUAAAUGAACUACACUGUUGGUUCGAUUAAACGAAUAUGAAGCA